Molecule: messenger RNA, 808 nt
Organism: Phoenix dactylifera (date palm)
Lineage: Eukaryota; Viridiplantae; Streptophyta; Magnoliopsida; Arecales; Arecaceae
Product: iron-sulfur cluster assembly protein 1-like
Biological process (GO): iron-sulfur cluster assembly
Molecular function (GO): iron ion binding; iron-sulfur cluster binding
Source: RefSeq, a predicted model, not a curated record
UUCGGUACUUCCACUCUGUCUUGAUUCCAGCCUUUAUUAUAUUCUUCUCGCUCUCUCCAAUAGUUUCGGAAAGAAGAAAACGAGGGAGAUUAGGAAAGAGGAAGGGAAUCGCUAUGCUUAGGGUCGGAGCGAAGAGGUUGCUAGGGUUAGGGCAUCGGGGCCCGGCCCCUCCGGCAGCCGCUGGCGGCGCCGCGGCGCGGUGGUACCACGAGAGGGUGGUGGACCACUACAACAACCCCCGGAACGUCGGGUCCUUCGACAAGAACGACCCGACGGUGGGGACGGGGCUGGUGGGCGCGCCAGCCUGCGGCGACGUGAUGAAGCUCCAGAUCAAGGUGGACAAGGAGACCGGCAAGAUCGCGGACGCCUGCUUUAAGACCUUCGGCUGCGGCUCCGCCAUCGCCUCCUCCUCCGUUGCUACUGAAUGGGUGAAAGGGAAACAAAUGGAGGAAGUUCUAUCCAUCAAGAACACUGAAAUUGCGAAACAUCUUUCGCUUCCCCCAGUGAAGCUCCACUGCAGUAUGCUUGCUGAAGAUGCUAUCAAGGCUGCCAUAAAGGAUUAUGAAGCAAAGAAAGGCAAGAUAGUGCAACAAAAUGCUGAGCCUGUACCAGUCGAAAAGGCAGCUGAUGUUUAAAGUGAGUAUGAUGUUUAUGAUUCUGCUGUAUUAGUCAUCUUAACAGCUGGUCCUUCCGGCUGUGUUAUAGUAAGAAUGACCGCUGAUGGUCUUGGAUUCUGCAUGUGCAUCUGUACUGUUAUCACAACGACUAUUAAGAAUGUGAAAUAACUAUUUGGCUAAUUACGGUGUCA